AUGUGGACCCUGGUGAGCUGGGUGGCCUUAGUGACAGGGCUGGUGGCUGGAACACAGUGCCCAGACGGUCAGCUCUGCCCUGUGGCCUGCUGCCUGGACCUGAGAGGAGCUACCUACAGCUGCUGCAAUCCCGUUCCGGACAAGUGGCCCACGGCGCUGAGCCGGCAUCUGGGCACACCAUGCCAGACCAAUGCCCAUUGCUCUCCUGGCUACUCCUGCAUCCUCACUAUCUCGGGGACCUCCAGCUGCUGCCCGUUCCCAGAGGCCGUGUCAUGCGGGGAUGGCCACCACUGCUGCCCCCAGGGCUUCCACUGCAGUGCUGACGGGCGGUCCUGCUUCCAAAGAUCAGAUACCAAGCCCUUGGGUGCCGUCCAGUGCCCCGACAGACAGUUCGAAUGCCCCAACUCCUCCACAUGCUGCAGUAUGCCUGAUGGCUCGUGGGGAUGCUGCCCCAUGCCCCAGGCUUCUUGCUGUGAAGACAAGGUGCACUGCUGCCCUCAUGGCACCUCCUGUGACCUGGCUCGUGGCCUCUGCCUCACGGCCACAGGCACCCACCCCCUAGCAAAGAAGAUCCCUGCCCAAAAGACUAAAAGGCCAGUGGUCAUGUGCCCGGAUGCACAGUCCCAGUGCCCUGAUGGUUCUACCUGCUGCAAGCUGCCCAGUGGAAAGUAUGGCUGCUGCCCGAUGCCCAGUGCCAUCUGCUGCUCCGACCACCUGCACUGCUGCCCCCAGGACACUGUGUGUGACCUGAUCCAGAGUAAGUGCCUCUCCAAGGAGAAUGCUACGGACCUCCUCAUCAAGCUGCCCGCACACACAGUGCAGGAGGUGAAGUGUGACAUGGAGGUGAGCUGCCCCGACGACUACACCUGCUGCCGCCUGCUGUCCGGGGCCUGGGGCUGCUGCCCUUUUGCCCAGGCUGUGUGCUGUGAGGACCACGUGCACUGCUGCCCGGCUGGGUUUAGGUGUGACACAGAGAAGGGUACCUGUGAACAGGGGGCCCGCCGGGUGCCCUGGAUGAGGAAGGCCCCAGCCCACGUCAGCCUGCCGGACCCCCGAGCCGUGGAGAAUGAUGUCCCCUGUGAUAACAUCACCAGCUGUCCCUCCUCUAAUACCUGUUGUCGACUCACGUCUGGGGAGUGGGGCUGCUGUCCUGUCCCAGAGGCUGUCUGCUGCUCAGACCACCAGCACUGCUGCCCCCAGGGCUACACGUGUUUGGCCGGGGGGCACUGUAAGAGGGGGAACAAGGUGGUGACCGGACUGGCCAAGUUGCCUGCCCGCCAGGCUUCCCUGUCCCACUCCAGAGACAUGGGCUGUGACCAGCACACCAGCUGCCCGGUGGGGCAGACCUGCUGCCCAAGCCUGAGCGGGGGCUGGGCCUGCUGCCAGUUGCCACACGCCGUGUGCUGUGAGGACCGCCAGCACUGCUGCCCAGCUGGGUACACCUGCAACGUGAAGGCCCGAUCCUGCGAGAAAGAGGUGGACUCUGCCCGCCCUGCUGCCCACCUGGACCGCGGCUGGCACGUGGGUGUGGGGAAUGUGGACUGUGGGAAGGGGCACUUCUGCCACGAUAACCAAACCUGCUGCCGAGACAGCCGAGGGGGCUGGGCCUGCUGUCCCUACCGCCAGGGCAUGUGUUGUGCGGACAGGCGUCACUGCUGUCCCUCUGGCUUCCGCUGUGGGACCAAGGGCACCAAGUGUGUGCUCCGGGAAGCCGUGCGCUGGGAUGCUCCUCAGAGGGACCCGGCCCCGAGGCAGCUGCUGUGA
Lipotes vexillifer (Yangtze River dolphin) is the source of this 1764-nucleotide messenger RNA. It is a transcript of the gene GRN, whose product is annotated as granulin precursor. The record is from RefSeq and is a predicted model, not a curated record. The transcript is spliced from 12 exons. Gene Ontology annotation, biological process: regulation of inflammatory response. NCBI's taxonomy places the organism in Eukaryota, Metazoa, Chordata, Mammalia, Artiodactyla, Lipotidae. Gene Ontology annotation, cellular component: extracellular region. Bases 1 to 1764 code for a protein of 587 amino acids.